Tarenaya hassleriana is the source of this 1893-nucleotide messenger RNA. RefSeq names its product protein SENSITIVE TO PROTON RHIZOTOXICITY 1. The coding region runs from base 205 to 1755 and encodes 516 amino acids. Lineage: Eukaryota; Viridiplantae; Streptophyta; Magnoliopsida; Brassicales; Cleomaceae. The record is from RefSeq and is a predicted model, not a curated record. Gene Ontology annotation, biological process: response to aluminum ion; response to acidic pH. The transcript is spliced from 2 exons.
GAGAGAUCGAAGCCAAAACUCGAACAGCUCUCUCGAGCUCCUGCUCUUCUCUUUCCACGUUGCUUCUCUCUCUCUCCCUCUCCCUCUCCCUCUCCCCCCAUUAAAUCGGCCAUUGGAGGUCACGGAGGAGAAUCCGACGCUGAUAAUCUAGUAAGUGCUUUGUCUUCACCGCAGAGAUCGGAGUUGAAUACAAAAUCUCAGAAGAUGGAUACCGACGAGGAUCUGUGCCAGAACAAUUGGGGGAACUCUUCUUCCAUAGGUGAGAAACUGCCCGAACCGGGUUCUUCUGGAAAUAACAGGUCCUUCACAGCAUCUGCAUCGCAGCAGAAAUGGGAAGACACGUCUAUCUUAGACUUCGACAUGAGAAUCGAGCCUGGCAUGCAAAUGUUUGGUCAAAUGAAAGAUCCUGGCCAAGAUAACAGUCAAGUGAACAAUGAUCCUCUGCAAGGAGGUAAGGUGCAGACUUGGGACCCGAGAGCAAUGCUGAACAAUCUAUCCUUUUUGGAACAGAAGAUCCACCAGCUUCAGGAUCUCGUUCAUCUGAUAGUUGGGCGAGGUGGGCAGCUUGUGAGCCGUCCGGAUGAACUCGUGGCUCAGCAACAGCAGCUUAUAACCGCAGAUCUUACUUCCAUAAUCAUACAGCUGAUUUCCACUGCAGGCAGUCUUCUUCCAUCUGUUAAGAAUAAUAUGUCAACGCUGGGUCCAUAUACUGGACUGCCUGGUUCAGCCCUGUUUCCCUACUAUGCAAGGGAAACUGAUAACUUUGGCUCACAGACUCAACUAAAAGACAACUGUGGUGCCCAAGACUCUGAUUUGUCUAAACGGAUUGAUCCUUCUGGCGAUUCAAAGAUUGAUGAGAAAGAUAGCCAUGUUGUGGAAGAACAUGAAAUGAAAGACGAAGAUGAUGUAGAGGAAGGAGAGAACCUUCCUCCGGGUUCAUACGAGAUAUUGCAGCUGGAGAAAGAGGAGAUUCUCGCACCACACACACAUUUCUGCACGAUAUGCGGGAAGGGUUUCAAAAGAGAUGCGAAUCUGAGAAUGCACAUGAGAGGCCAUGGGGAUGAGUACAAGACACCGGCUGCUCUUGCUAAGCCACACAAAGAAUCCGGUUCUGGGUCUGAGCCGAUUCUGAUAAAGAGAUACUCGUGCCCAUUCCCCGGCUGCAAACGCAAUAAGGAUCACAAAAAGUUUCAGCCUUUGAAGACAAUCCUAUGCGUGAAGAACCAUUACAAACGCACCCACUGCGACAAAAGCUUCACUUGCAGCCGAUGCCAUGCCAAGAAGUUCUCGGUCCUCGCUGAUCUCAAGACACAUGAGAAGCACUGCGGGAAAAACAAGUGGCUCUGUUCCUGCGGGACCACGUUUUCAAGGAAAGACAAGCUCUUUGGCCACAUUGCUCUGUUUCAGGGCCACACUCCUGCAAUCCCGGUGGAAGAGGCAAAACCGUCAUCUGGACAGAGAGACACCUUUGAAGCUGUGAACGACAACCCGGGAAUGGUGAGUUUCAGUUUCGGAACUUCAAACGCUGUUGAUCGGGAAACCACACAGCCCGGAAUCUUGGAAAUGAAAGGGAACUUUGAUGUUUCUUCCAACUGUUUUUCGCCUCUGAUGAGCUUCGAUACAUUCGGAGGCUUCCAUGAAUUCCCAAGGUCGAUGUUCGAUGAUUCAGACAGUUCUUUUCAACUGCUUAUUUCAGGUGCCUGUGGUUUCUCACCAAGAAAUGAUGGUGGUUCUGUCUCAAAUAGUAAUCUCUAACUACCUAUGUUGCCCUUGUGUUCUCUGUUCCAAGUAUGUUCUCAUUUGUUGUAAGAUGUUUUUUUAGGCUCUCUCCCUUUUCUCUGUAAUUUGUUCUCUCCCAAAUAAUAUCAGGAAGUAUGCUCAUUUUGUUAUAAA